Suncus etruscus (white-toothed pygmy shrew) is the source of this 1662-nucleotide messenger RNA. RefSeq names its product heat shock protein family A (Hsp70) member 14 (gene HSPA14). The coding region runs from base 4 to 1530 and encodes 508 amino acids. Lineage: Eukaryota; Metazoa; Chordata; Mammalia; Eulipotyphla; Soricidae. Gene Ontology annotation, molecular function: ATP hydrolysis activity; heat shock protein binding; ATP binding. Gene Ontology annotation, cellular component: cytoplasm; ribosome. Gene Ontology annotation, biological process: protein refolding; cellular response to unfolded protein. The record is from RefSeq and is a predicted model, not a curated record. The transcript has 14 exons.
UCCAUGGCAGCCAUCGGGGUGCAUCUGGGCUGUACGUCGGCCUGUGUGGCCGUCUAUAAGGAUGGCCGGGCUGAUGUAGUCGCCAAUGAUGCCGGGGACAGAGUGACCCCAGCUAUCGUCGCCUACUCGGAAAACGAAGAGGUGGUUGGAUUGGCAGCCAAACAGAGUAGAAUCAGAAAUAUCUCGAAUACGGUGAUGAAAGUCAAGCAGAUCCUCGGCAGAAGCUCUGAUGACCGCCAAGCUCAGAAAUACAUCUCGGAAAGUAAAUGUUCAGUCACUGAAAAAAAUGGGAAAUUGCGAUUUGAAAUAGAUACUGGAGAAGAAACAAAAUUUGUUAACCCCGAAGAUGUUGCCAAAUUGAUUUUCAGUAAAAUGAAAGAAACAGCACAUUCAGUCUUGGGCUCUGAUGCAAAUGAUGUCGUGAUUACAGUUCCAUUUGAUUUUGGAGAAAAGCAAAAAAAUGCUCUUGGGGACGCAGCCAGAGCAGCUGGUUUUAAUGUUUUGCGGUUAAUCCACGAACCAUCCGCCGCUCUACUGGCUUAUGGAAUUGGACAAGACUCUCCCACUGGAAAAAGCAACGUCUUGGUGUUUAAGCUGGGCGGAACUUCAUUGUCCAUCAGUCUCAUGGAAGUCAACAGUGGCCUCUACCGCCUUCUUUCCACGAGCACGGACAACAACAUCGGCGGGGCGCGCUUCACAGAAACUCUGGCACAGUACCUGGCAUCUGAGUUUCAGAGGUCUUUCCGGCAUGACGUGAGGGGCAAUGGCCGUGCCAUGAUGAAACUGAUGAACAGCGCUGAGGUUGCCAAGCACUCCUUAUCGACCUUGGGCAGUGCCAACUGUUUCCUCGACUCACUCUAUGAGGGGCAGGACUUUGACUGCAACAUUUCCAGGGCAAGAUUUGAGCUGCUCUGUUCUCCACUUUUUAAUAAAUGCAUCGAUGCAAUCAGAGACCUCUUAAAGCAAAGCGGACUGACGGCUGAAGAUAUUAAUAAGGUCGUCCUCUGUGGAGGGUCAUCCCGGAUCCCCAAGCUACAGCAGCUGAUCCGAGACCUUUUCCCCACAGGGGAGCUUCUCAAUUCCAUCCCGCCUGAUGAGGUCACCCCAAUCGGCGCUGCCUUGGAAGCAGGAAUUCUCAUAGGCAAAGAAAACCUGCUCUUGGAGAACUGCGUGAAGGUUGAGUGCUCAGCCAAAGACAUCUUAGUGAAGGGGCUGGAUGAAUCCGGCGCCCAGAGUUUCGCUGUGCUGUUUCCCUCUGGGACUCCUUUGCCAGCCCGAAGACAGCACACGUUACAGGCCCCUGGAAGUCUCUCUUCUGUGUGCCUUGAACUCUAUGAGUCGGAGGGGAAAAGCUCCGCUGUGGAGGAAAACAAGUUUGCACAGGUUGUACUUCAGGAUUUAGAUAAAAAAGGUGGAUUACGUGAUAUCUUAGCUGUUCUUACUAUGAAAAGGGAUGGCUCUUUACACGUGAUGUGCACAGAUCAAGAGACGGGGAAGUGUGAAGCACUCACAGUUGAGGUGGCAUCUUAGUGUUAAAGGAGCUUGAAGUUUUUAGAACGAAAUUAUCAACAUUAUCUGGUUUUGUUUACAAGUGAUGUUUAUAUUAAAAUACUUUUUAAAUGAACUGUAGAAUCUAUGUUUUUAUUAAAUAAUUCAUUACAA